This is a messenger RNA of Camarhynchus parvulus, 597 nucleotides long. Its product is annotated as hypoxia-inducible factor 3-alpha-like. The record is from RefSeq and is a predicted model, not a curated record. NCBI's taxonomy places the organism in Eukaryota, Metazoa, Chordata, Aves, Passeriformes, Thraupidae. Gene Ontology annotation, molecular function: RNA polymerase II transcription regulatory region sequence-specific DNA binding; DNA-binding transcription factor activity, RNA polymerase II-specific. Gene Ontology annotation, biological process: regulation of transcription by RNA polymerase II; cellular response to hypoxia.
GCCGACCCCCGAGGGCCGCCGGGAGGCGCCCCGGGGCGCCGCCCUGCGGCGCAGCCGAGGCCAGGUGUUGGGCAGCUGGCGCUGGCGCUGCCCCGCCCGCGGCGUGGCGCCGCCGCACCUGGACAAAGCGUCCAUCAUGCGGCUGACCAUCAGCUACCUGCGCGUGCAGCGCCUGCUGGCCGCGGGUCAGUGGGAGCGCGUGGGCGGCGGCGGCCAGGCUGUGGACGGCUGCUACCUGCAGGCUGGCGGCUUCGUGAUGGUGCUGAGCAGGGGCGGGGACAUGAUUUACCUGUCCGAGAACGUCAGCCGCCUGCUGGGGCUCAGCCAGCUGGAGCUGAUCGGGCACAGCGUGUUCGACUUCCUCGUGCACCCCUGCGACCACGAGGAGCUGCACGACGUGCUGGGCCCGCGGCAGGUGCUGCACUGCGCGGGGCACACAUCUUGGACGUCUGCCUUGGGGGGGCGGGGGACCCCCCCUGCGGUGCCUGGUGUGCUGAUCUCGAGGCCAUCAGCUUUUGGGGGCCAUCGCCCGCUGGGCUCGGGCACCGUGCUCACCCGCCACUCCAUGGACAUGAAAUUCACCUACUGCGACGAUAG